Molecule: messenger RNA, 1629 nt
Organism: Dissoconium aciculare CBS 342.82
Lineage: Eukaryota; Fungi; Ascomycota; Dothideomycetes; Mycosphaerellales; Dissoconiaceae
Product: major facilitator superfamily transporter
Exons: 2
Coding region: 1-1629 (542 amino acids)
Biological process (GO): transmembrane transport
Cellular component (GO): membrane
Molecular function (GO): transmembrane transporter activity
Source: RefSeq, a predicted model, not a curated record
AUGGCGGUCUCGAUGCCUACCGACGACAAUGAAGCAGCGUACACCGAAGACGCGCAGCCAGUUCGAAAUGCAAAUUCACGGCCGGCAUACUUUCAGUCGACCGUGCAAGAGAUUUUGUUCAUAGCAGCCGCGACAAUGGCGAUUGGGAUGUCGUCAAUGCUCGCUGGCUCGAUCACUGUCACUUCAUCGUUCGUGGGUGAGUCACUGAACAUGUCGACUGCAGAGAUUACAUGGCUAUACUCUUCAAGCUCGCUGAGUAGUGGAGCCUUUCUGCUAUUUUUUGGCAUGGUGGCUGAUCUAUUUGGUCGUAAACUUAUGUUCGUAACCUCUAUGCUACUUUUCUCCCUCUUCUGCCUGGCCGCUGGCUUCGCUCAAAGCGCAAUCAGUAUAGAUGUGCUCAAUGGCGUUCUCGGUCUCUCUGCUGCUUCAGCGGUUCCGCCCGCGGUAGGUCUGUUGGGUGCGAUCUAUCACCAACCCGGACCGCGAAAGAAUGCCGCUUUUGCGAGCUUCGCGGCUGGCAAUCCCAUCGGAUAUGCGUUCGGUACAAUCGCUGGCGGCGUUACGACCAGUCUUUUCGGCUGGCGCGCAUCUUUCUGGUGGACGGCUAUCCUCAUCUUGAUCUUUACAGUGGUGUCAUAUUUCAGUGUGCCACGCGAGACCAGCAUCAAGCAACCACUGACAUGGACAACACUCAAACGUUUUGAUGUCGUCGGAACGAUAUUGACUGUUUGCGGCAUCGGGAUGUUCACUGCGGCACUAAGUUUGGGCCAAACUGCGCCACAAGGCUGGAGCACAGGGUAUGUUCUGGCUUUACUGGUAGUCGGAAUGGUCAUGAUCAUCGCGUUCGUCUUCUGGGAGAUGCGCUUCGAAAAUCCUCUCAUGCCCAUGCACAUAUGGAAGGAUCGCAACUUCACGCUGGUCAUGUCGAUUUUAAUGCUAGGUUGCAUGUCAUUUACACCCUCGGCAUUCUUUCUGGCUCUGUAUUUCCAGAGCGUGUGGCAAAGGUCAGCAAUCUUGGUCGCAGUCUAUCUCCUGCCGAUGGCUAUCAAUGGACUUCUUGUCAACGUCUUUGCAGGAUUCUUCCUACACAAAAUCUCGAACAAGAUUCUGAUGCUUGCCGGAGCCUCUGCAUAUGCAAUAGCAAACCUGCUCUUUGCACUCAACACUUACGAUUCCAGCUAUUGGGCAUUCUGUUUUCCUGGGCUCGUCAUCCUGGUCGUUGGGGCCGAUUUGGAAUUCAACGUCGCGAAUAUGUUUGUCAUGUCUUCAAUGCCGACAUCUCAGCAGAGCCUUGCGGGCGGGAUCUUCCAGACUGUCACGAAGCUCUGUGUUGCUGUUGGGUUCGGUAUAGCUACGGUAGUGUAUGACGCUGUGGAAAUGCACCCGAGUUUGUCGACCUAUUGGGAUGAGCCAACUCGGCCCUUCGCCGCGGUGUUCUGGACAUCGUUUACGUUUUCUGUGCUCGGCAUAUUGCUUGUUCCAUUCUUGACGAUCGGGACACAAGGUGGGCAGGCAAGGAAGCCCGAGAGCGAAGAUACCGAGGUUGCAAUUAACGAGAAGGGAGCAUCCGUGGGUGCUGCAAACUCACAGGUCAUCUUGGAGACGAAACUGUCGAAAUCAAUGUCCUGA